CACUACUUGUCCGUUUUCUGCUUUAACGUAAAUGGAGCAGAAUACCAAUCACAAAUUGUACUUGCGACAUGGUAGUUUGGCUGGUAACCAUAUUCUGGCGUAGUUUUUCUGCUUAUGCAGCUUUAUAUGAAAUUGGUCCCAGAACAAGGAACAGCCACCAACUGAGCGAAUCACCAGUCAAGCUCUGCGGUCUUGGCGACUUCUAAACGAACAUGGAUGCUUUAGGACAAAACUAUUUGCGUGGUAUUGUUUUCCUAGUUCAUGCACUCAGUUUAACCGUUAUUGUCUACGUCCUGCCACUGGAGGGAGAAAUGUGUUCGACACUAAUCUCUGCAGUUGAUGGAGAAAACUUGUCGGCUUUGCAGAAGAGAGCUUUUUCUAGUUUCAGAUCAACCUGCCACAGAGAGUCACCGCUACACAGAUGUGAAUACUUCACUGAACCAGCAACGCCUCAUAGCUUCAGAUUCAUCAUGGGUCCCUUGAGCGGGCCCUUUAAGCUAGACUUCGAAGUCAAGUCUAGGAACGGACUUAUGAUAGCUCUUGCCGAGAGAAGAGCGGAUGAUUCCGUCUUUGCUGAACUAACCCUUGGUGGAUGGAAUGGCAGCAAGACGAUUUUCAGAGCAUGUCAUUCAAAAACUUGCAAAGAUCUAUUCGGUGAAUACAACGAGCCCGGUAUCGUCCGUCAAUAUGAAUAUCGUCCUUUCUGGAUCGAGUACAUAAAGGGCGUGGUGACGGUCGGCAAAGGAGGGCAGCAGAUGGCUUUCUCUCAGUGGGAUGCCGGGGCGUAUCAUGGGCGUGUCACUUCAAAGGUAUACGUUGGAAUAUCGGGUGGGCAAAAUGCACCCGAUGCAUGGGUAUUUAAUACGAAGUAUGUUUGUGAAUAGAUGCAAAACUUCGUAUAAAAGGUGUAACCUAUGGUGCAAGGUUCAGAAUAAAAAUGUCAAUUAAGUUGACUAAAUUUCUCAGUAAACUCUAAAAAUCAAGAUUAAUCUUCCUCAAACCGUGAAGCCUUUUUCACAUUACAUGUCGUAAUGGUAGCCUAUUUCCGUCUAGACAUAUAAAACAAAAGCUAUAAAUUGAAAUUGUCUUUACUGUUGAAAUUCAGUUCUUGGAAACAAUUAUUAACAAAGUGAUCAGUUGAUGUCACGCUUUGCAUUCUGUGGUGAACAUUGUAAUAGCUUCUCGUAGUUUGCUAUUGCAUGGUCAAACACUGCACACCUCUGAAUAGCGAGUAGGCCUUCAAAAGUUCAGUCACUGAGGUUUUGUUUCAAAGAAGUUGAUUGAUAAUAAAACAUUCAUUGGAAUCUCAAAUUAUUUAAAGGGUCUAUGUAACUUUUGUAUGACAAAAAACACAAUGUCCACAGGUUUACACUAA
This is a messenger RNA of Asterias rubens (European starfish), 1375 nucleotides long. RefSeq lists its product as uncharacterized. The transcript has 4 exons. NCBI's taxonomy places the organism in Eukaryota, Metazoa, Echinodermata, Asteroidea, Forcipulatida, Asteriidae. Bases 213 to 884 code for a protein of 223 amino acids. The record is from RefSeq and is a predicted model, not a curated record.